This is a messenger RNA of Trypanosoma conorhini, 894 nucleotides long. Its product is annotated as Appr-1-p processing domain-containing protein. The transcript has a single exon. The record is from RefSeq and is a predicted model, not a curated record. Lineage: Eukaryota; Euglenozoa; Kinetoplastea; Trypanosomatida; Trypanosomatidae. The coding region runs from base 1 to 894 and encodes 297 amino acids.
AUGGACAAAGCACCAACUCCAGGGGAACGCCCGGGGGGGCAGGCAGCUGCGGAGGGGGCAGCGCCUGCGAGAGAGCCGUACAGGAGCGCGGGGGCAGAGGAGGGGGGUGCAGGGACGCCAGUCAAGUUUGUGACGUACUCCGCGGCGGAGCCUGUUCCGUCGCAAAACCAGGCGAGACGCAUUUCACCCUCCCGUGCCCAAAUACUCGCGGCGCCGCUUUCGCCCGCCGAAAAGGCGAUGUUCGACAUGCCCAUUGAGAGGUGGAUGACCGUCGACCGCAGUGCCCUCGCUGGUUGGCGCUGCGCCGUGCCGCACCCUGUCACACUGGGCGACCUGCCGCCCGUGGAUCCGUCGCACCGCAUCCUGCGGCACAUCGCCCUCUACAAGGGAGCAGUGACAAACCUGCAGCUGGACGCCAUCGUGAACGCGGCGAGCACGCGCUGCCUUGGGGGUGGGGGCGUUGAUGGGGCGAUACAUGCGGCGGCUGGUCCGUUGCUCAGGCGCGAGUGUGCCACCUUUGAGGGCUGCAGGGUUGGGCAGUGCAGGCUCACGAAGGGCUACAUGCUCCCCGCCCGCUACGUGCUGCACACGGUGGGGCCCACGCUGGAAAAACCGGAGUGCUUGCGAAGCUGUUACCGCUCCGUCCUUUCGCUGGCGCACCAAAACCGACUGCGCACAGUCGGGUUCUGUUGCGUGGCCACUGGCGUCUACGGCUACCCGCUGCUUUCCGCCACUCGCAUCGCCGUGAACGAAACCGUGGAGUACCUGAAGAAACACACCGCCGCGUUUGACCUCUGCUGCUUUGCCUGCUUUAGGCCGGAGGAGUACACUGCAUACACCGACUGCUUACGCGAGUGCGUUGGUGCAACGCCAACCCCCCCUGUCGAUGCCUAA